Vitrella brassicaformis is the source of this 4156-nucleotide messenger RNA. The record is from the annotation of a GenBank genome assembly. Lineage: Eukaryota; Vitrellaceae.
UCAUUGUGUGCGUGUGGGCGUCGGUAUGCCGAUGGGCCCAUGGGUGAGGACGUGCGGGCUGUCUCGACGGCGAGACGCGGAGGCCGACACGCCGAGACGCCUGGGAUCUCGGUCCUCUGGCACACCUGUAGCAUACACAUGAAGACAUGGAUAGUUGCGGGUCUCUGCCACGGUCCGUGCGUGUGCGCCUCACCUCGGUCCCGAAGAGCUGUCGACUUGUCGUGGCGGUGCGCAUCCAAGCCGCCGCCCCGCUCCCUCUCCUUGCCGUCAUCCAGGUGCCCACGGGACGAUGCCUCCGAUGGAUCACGUGAGGGGCGAGACAGGCCAAUGCCGUAUCGGUCGCGCCGACACAAUCCGUCGUCAUCGCGAGGCCAACCACGCCCUGCCCCCAACACCUCACGCACACUCGCGGAUGUCGGGUGGAUUCUCCGCACGCAGGGGAUGUCAUGGUGAGGGUGGUGAGGGUUUGUAUUGAUCGUUUGUAUUGAUCGUUUGUAUUGUGGUGGGCUGGGAGGCCGGGAGCCCUCUGACGAGAUGGAUCGCGAGCGGUGGGGAGAGCGGCGACGGACGGAGCGGCGAGGAGAGAGGUGGAAUCUGGGCAGGGGGGGAGGAUCUGAUAGAGACAUCCAUCCAUUCAUCCAUCCAUCGGCGUGUGUUGGAUGGUGUAUGGGUCGCUCUCUCAACACCCACCACGCUGGUUUGGGCUCUGUGCGAAGGCCACCAGCCGGCACGCCAUAGCGAACUCCUCCCAGCCGAGCCCAUUCUUGUUACGGGUGACCAAUCUAAGAAUCUGGACGACCAUAACCGCCACCACACACACACACGCACACACACGGGCAGACAAACACGUCUCGACGACUCUAUGUAUGCGUGUGCGCAUUGUGCAUUGUCCAUGCCUGGUCAGCCACUGCCACAUUUAUGCCCAAUGUGAGUAGGAUCUGUCUCGCCCUGCCGUGCCGGACGAACCCCAGGCAAUCACCGCCUGCCGCUCUGACACAGGGAGACACACACAUAAAAUGGUGUGGAUCGAACACCUGACCCACACGCGCACCCGAAUAGGCUUCUGUAGAGGGGGAUCUCGUGUUGGUUGACUCGCACUGAGGGUGGUGGGGGUGGUGGGGCGUUGGUCGCAGGAUGUCGACGCACGCCAGGGACACUGUUGAGGACCGCCCCGCCCCGCGCCGACCCCCCGCUCGACAUGUUGCUACGGCCUGCCGUUGCUGCUGAUUGCGCGUUGGGUGACGAUGGAUCCGGAGCUGGUGCUUGGGCGAGUGCAGGAGCCGGGGAUGGCUCACUGGGUGCUGCUGUGGGCUCACUGACCGCAACCCCCUCGCCCUCAACCUUCUCCGGGGUAACUGAAGGAGCCCAGCUUCUGGCAAAGACCUCGAUCCGCUGGACUCGGCCCCGCUGCGGCGGCGGGAUGUCUGGCCCAGUCACGGCCAGUCUCGCACGUGUGUCGCUCGAGACGCCUGGCGGCUGUGUGUGGGCAGAGGUGGUGGUGGGGUCAGGGAGCUGGAGGGUGAGGGCCUCCAGCCCCUGCAACGCGUGGUGCAGCGCGUCCUCGAUCUCCGCCAGCGUGCUGCGGUCGCCCUCGUGGAAGCUGGUGGCCACUUUGCUGAUGUUGCACAUCUUGUCCAGCCAGUUCCUCGCCCACUCGAGGCCGCUUGGUUUGUCCAACAGGCCGCCCAGAGGGCUGUCGAGGCUCUUCUCGUCACCGAGGGUAGGGCGGCCUCGGCUGUCGAUGAAGUGCUUGCGACGCGGGAGGCCCGCAGUGGCGCGCAGCUCAAUCUCGAAGCGAACCUCCUCCUCCUCCCCCGGCGCCAGGGAGUCAUCGAUGGGGCGGCCCCGAGUGGCGGCUGAGUGGAUCAGCAGUCCGCAGCAGUAUGCCGCGGUCGCCUCGCCCACCCAGACGCCCUCCUGCUCCCCCUUGCCCACCAGCAGCCCUCUGGCACGGAGCUGGUUGCGGGCCUUGGCCCGCGCGUCCGCCACACCGGGCAUUUCGGCCUUCUGCGCCUCGUUCCAUGGGCCAGCUCGUCCGAAAGAGAUGAUGGUCUCCGGCGCCUGAAACGAGCGGGUGCCGCAGGGAAUCUGCAGCUCCUUGAGCUGCCUGGCACAGUCCAGCGGGACGAGGGCCGUGCGGUCGGCGGGGCCCAAGAAGGUGGGCGGCUGUCGAGUGCUGGCCCUGCUGCCGGUGCUCGUCCCCGUUCGGCUGCUGCCGGUGCUGCUGCUGCUGUGGGCGCCGCUGAGGGUGAUGAUGUUGCCAAGGUCGAUCAUCCUGACGCCAUUGUCGGCUGGGUAUGGCCGCAGGGGCCUCUUGCCGUGCAGGGUCGUCUGGGGUAUCAUCACGUUCUUGUAGAAGCCGUCUGGGUGGAGGACGCCGCAGUCCAUGGCUCCCCCGUGGGCCUGGACCACGAGGAGGAGGGCGCGGGUGAUGACCAGGAGGUCCUGCCGCAGCAGCUCUACCCUCUCCUCGAGUGUGCUCGUGUCGAUGCUGCGCUCGAAGCGAUCCACAGCCGCACCCACGUUGUAUGGGGUGAGGUCGCUGACUUCCGCCCACCCAAACUGCUUGGCGGCCUCGACGAACUCAUCACCUGCAUUCAGGACACACACACAACACAGCACGACAAACACGGACCACAAUGAGGGACCUGCCCGCCCCACAUGACCCGCCGUCCCGGUGCCCUGAUCUAUCUGCUCUGGCCUGAUCUUGCUUCCCCCCUGGCUGCCCACAGUGCGUGGCUCGCUCGCUGCCUCACUCACCCUCAAGCACCUCCAUGGCUAUGCACAGCACGGCGGUCUUAGUGCCGUUGGCCUUUUCGUACAUGGCCGGCUUGCCGGGGUCGGUGUCCGCCACCAAGAGGCGGAUGAAGGGCGGCCACCCCCCCAUCCGCCGCAUGGCCUUGGCCUCGGCCUGCAGCUCCGCUAUCCCCUGCUGCUGGGUUGGGGGAUUGUUGGGCAGGAGGGUGAGCCGCUUCAAGGCCACCUCGACUGGCAUGCCGUCCCCGCACGGCAGAGGCCGCCAAAGCUUGGCCCGCACGACAGCCUCACCCUUGCCCUUGCCGAGAGUGGGGCCCUCUUCAAACUCGGCCCUGUGGCCGGUCUGAAAGACGAUGGCCGACAUGCUCAUCGUCUGCUGCUGAUGCUGCUGCUGGUGCUGGUGAGCGGACGCUGCUGAGGGAGGCACAGUAGCGCUGCUGGUGCUACUGGUCGACUCACACGACACCUGGCCGCCGAUGUCGUGAGAGUCGUCGGGCGGUGUGGGCGUCGGGCCUGGUGCUGGUGCUACUCCUGGUGGAAAUGUGCUCUCAGACCUGACACAUCCAUGUCACAACACCAAACACAACACCAAACACAUAAGUGACACGUACAUGGACGGAUGGAUGGAUGGAUGUGUCGUGUCGUGUUGCGUUGUGUUGUGUUGUCGUGUGUCGUCAUCUCACUUGAGAGGUGGGUCGUGAGCGUCGUCAGCAUCAGGAUCGGUGUGCUGCUCCUUAUGCUUGCUGCCAUCUCCCGCCGCAGAUACGCUACGCUCGCCGCCAACAAGACCAACAUCCACACACCCACUGCGUACACGCAUCAACCAUGCAUGGGAGAAGGAAGAUCAAUCAAGGAGGAGAGGCCACAGACACUUUGUGUGGGUGUGGUACAGUACCUGGUGUGGCGCGGGUGUGGCAGGCUCUCCCCUACCGCGCCACGGACGGAAACAGAGAAGAGGCGUCCUGAUGGACAGGCCCGUUGGACAGCAGACGGAUCUCCAGCAGCAGCCGUCUGCAUCAAUACACGCAGACACACAAGUUAGUUACACAUGUACACGAACGAACACUCACCCUCUUUGUUGAAGUAGUUUGGGCGGCACUCUCAGCACCUCCCGACGCGUCGCCGCUCAUCUCUCCUCGCCGGUCCGUAUCAGCCGCAGAGGAGGAAGCCGCCAUUGACACAAGACGCCUGCACGAGCGACAAACAAAGCGAGCGCAGAGGAAACUACGCAUGAGCCUUCGUGGGGAAUGGAUGCAUCAGUGCCUCUCUCUCAAUCUCUCUCACCUAGAUGCAGUAGCCGAAACGCCUGAAGAAACGCCUCACCAUGCGUGGCGCUCCCAAGGUCUCUCUGCUUCCUGCCGGCCCGCCUCGUUCACCUUCGCCAACGGUUUGCAGCCAU